This is a messenger RNA of Kogia breviceps (pygmy sperm whale), 4360 nucleotides long. The record is from RefSeq and is a predicted model, not a curated record. Lineage: Eukaryota; Metazoa; Chordata; Mammalia; Artiodactyla; Physeteridae.
GUGAGGGAUAAGAAACUGAGGAGAUAGUGAAGGGCGGUUUGUCCAGAUUGUUGAAAGCUCAGAAUUAGAGUUUAAUCGGAAUAGAAAUUCUGUUAAUAGCACCUGAUUAGCUCAGUUGAUGAGGCUGAGCGAGUUGUGGUGAGGUAUUUUUUGGUCACGUGAGGGCAAUUGGCGGUAAUUUAGGCCUGUGGCAAGAAAAAAAAAAAAAUCCCCCAAGCGGCUUAGAACAGUGCCUGAAAUCCGAACACUUAACGCUUUCCAGUUCUUUCCAUUUCUGGAGACUGCCUAUUAAAACAUAUUCCUGGCUGGAAUAUUUGUAUAUAAGAGUCCAUAAGUAAUUAUUAAGCACCGCGCUUAGCUUUCUCUAAGGAGUAUGGAAUAUUGUUGAAAGGCUUGUUUCCUCCAGGAACUUGAAUUUCAUUUAGUAAGUCUUCAAGGGCUUAUAGAAGAGUAACUGAAAUAAUCCCAAUUUACUAGUUGGGUUGUGUAAAAAACAUAGGCUAAUUGGUAGUAAGAACACAGUCACUGUAGAAAUGAUUUUAUAAUUGCUGUGGUGGGGAGGGAAGGGACAGCCUGAGCAAAGUCUUGAAGUCCAGAAAUAGCAUGGUAUAUAUCAGACACUAUGAAAAGUUUGAUUUUAUCAGUAAUUUUUGAGUCGAGGAGUGUGCAAGUUCCUGAAGGGCUUUAAAGGUGCUGUUAAUAGGAUUAGUUCUCAAAUUAUUUCACCUGUAUCCUAAAAUUGGGCCUCAGCUGGGAGAAGAAAUAAAAUUGGGCAAGUCUCGAUCAAGGAACAGUGGAUAAAUCAAGUAACUAACCAAGGGAGCAGUUUUGAGCUAUAAAGAAAAGGACUGUAAAAGAGUAGAUAGAAAUUUGUUAUAAAUUCAUCAGCUCCAAAACUAUGCUAUCCAGAGGGAGUAAAUCUGACGGGAAGGCAAUUGUUUCUGCUCGCGUCAACCCAGAAAAUAGGAAAAAAAAAAAAAGGUUUAAUAUGUCAGUGACUAUAAGAAAUAUAGUGCCCUGAAAUCUUAUUUAUGAUGCUUUGUGAUACAAAAGUUAUUUAAAACUUUUCCUCAGUCUUUGGGUUUUGUAAGGUCACUAAAUCUUAGUUAACUGGUGGGUGAAAUUUAAACCAACUUAGUUAACUGGUGGGUGAAGUUUAAACCAGCUUAAGUUAUCAGCUCUUGAAAAAAAAAUCAAAAUGUUUCUCUUCCUAGGAAGAAAAUACGGUGGCCAUUGGGCAUAAUUUUCUGGUGGUGGGAUUACAAAGAACUAGGGGCUGAGGUAAAGGCUGCAUAUAUAUUGAUUUCAUUUCCUCUCUAUUUCAUAUGGCAUUUAAGUGCUCCUGAAUCUUCUCCAGGCUCACGUUGCUAGGCAAGGUGGUUUUUCCUUAGGAGAGGCGCAGGUGUUUUUCAAAGUAAGAUACUGGCAUCAGCAGCAUCAAAAUCACCGGGAUCCAAGGUGAAUGAAUAUAAGGAAAACCAAAACAUCGCUUAUGUGUCUCUGAGACCGCUACAGACUACAGUUUUAGGAAAAACACCUAUGGUGUGUCUUGUUCCCUUUUCACUCAGUACCUACAAGCCAGAUCAACUCAAGUGCCCCAAAUCCCUAUUAGAUAAGAAUUCUAACAAUGAAGUGGCAUGUAAGAAAUGUAAGAAGGCUGAAAUAAAGAAAACUAGCAGAAAGAUUUUAACCCCAAAGAUGGAAGCCACAUCUUCCAAGGCAGAAUCUACUCUGCAAAAAUCAUCCUUAGAUGUUCAUGCUGAAAGUAACAAGUGGCAAUACAAGAGCACUUCAGAUACAGUGAUUCUCAGUGCUGAUACAGAAAGCAGCCAGGAUGGAGACAGUGAUGAAGGUACCACACCAGGCAUGGAUGAUUUUUCAGGAUUGUCACCAUAUGAAAAGAAGAGACUGAAGAACAUAUCAGAAAAUGCAAACUUUUUUGCUUCUCUUCAGUUGUCUGAGUCAGCUGCAAGGCUCCGUGAAAUGAUAAAGAAGAGACAGCCUCCUGAAUCCAAAAGAAAGAAGCCUAAGAAGAAAGAAAAUGAGACUGGAUGUAGAAGGUCAAUGCGAUUACUGAAAGUUGAUCCUUCAGGAGUUUCAUUACCAGCAACUCCAACCCAGCCAAUAUUAGUAGCAGAUGAAAAUCCUUUGUUACCUCCUGGGCCUUUAGAAAUGACUUCUGAAAAUCGAGAUGAUAACAGUGAACUAUUUAAAGGAUUUCUGCAGACUUGGGCAGAAGUGAGCAAGGUAUCACUUGGGAGGACAAGAAGUAAAAACACUGAGAAGGCGUCAUCUAGCAUUAAAAGCUACAAAGCCAAUUUAAAUGGCAUGAUCAUUAGUGAAGAUACUGUUUAUAAAGUUACCAAAGGCCCAAUAUUCUCAAUGGCUCUCCAUCCAUCAGAAGUUAGAACUUUGGUGGCAGCUGGGGCCAGAUCUGGACAAGUUGGACUUUGGGAUUUGACUCACCAACCUAAAGAAGAUGGUGUUUAUAUUUUUCAACCCCAUAGUCAACCAGUUAGCUGUCUUUACUUCUCGCCUGCCAAUCCAGCUCACCUGCUGUCACUGAGCUAUGAUGGCACAUUACGCUGUGGGGAUUUUUCCAGAGCUGUUUUUGAAGAGGUAUAUAGAGAUGAAAGAAGUAGCUUUUCCUCCUUUGACUUCUUGGCAGAAGAUGCCUCCACUUUAAUAGUAGGUCACUGGGAUGGAAGUAUGUCACUAGUGGAUAGGCGGACGCCUGGAACUUCUUGUGAGAAACUUAUCAAUUCUUCUUUGAGCAAAAUAAGAACUGUACAUGUCCACCCAGUGCAUAGACAGUACUUUAUCACUGCGGGAUUAAGGGAUAUUCAUAUUUAUGAUGCAAGGUGCCUGAAUCCCAGUAGAAGCAAGCCUUUGAUUUCUUUGACUGAACACACAAAGAGCAUCGCUUCUGCCUAUUUUUCACCUCUUACUGGUAACAGAGUAGUAACCACAUGUGCUGAUUGUAAGCUGAGAAUCUUUGACAGCAGCUGUAUAUCCUCGAAGAUUCCUCUUCUCACCACCAUCAGGCACAACACCAUUACUGGGAGAUGGCUGACCAGGUUCCAAGCUGUGUGGGACCCUAAACAAGAAGACUGUAUCAUAGUCGGCAGCAUGGCCCAUCCACGGCGAGUGGAUAUCUUCCAUGAGAGAGGAAAGUGGGUGCACUCUUUUCUUGGUGGAGAAUGCCUUGCCUCUGUGUGUUCCAUCAAUGCUACGCACCCAACUCGGUAUAUUUUGGCUGGAGGUAACUCCAGUGGGAGGAUACAUGUUUUUAUGAAUUAAGAAAGUUGCGGAGGUUUUGGUUUGACAACACUGAUCUGUUCAAAGUAAUCAGUGUCUAAGGAGCCCAGUAAUUCACGUGGCUUAGUCUGUUUACUUGGUAAUAUGUUCUAUUUUUAGCAAAUAUAAAAUUGCUUUGUUAAUAAGAACUGUGAGCAGAAGGUACUUUUAGGAGAAGCCUUGGAGGUUGUUUCUAUAGGAUGGUGAGGGAAUUAAAGGGGAGACUGUGAUGCCUUCAGCACUUUUAAUCAGGCAGAAUGUUGAGAAAUUCUAACAUUAUAAAUUAUAAAGCUUUGAGUGAUCAGUAUUUUGGUGGUUUUUGUGGUUUUGAUUCUAUAGUGAUAUAUAGAUUUGUGGGUUUUUUUAUAGUUUGCAGUAAAUAUUUAUUUUUAGACUCAUACACUGGAAGGGGUCCUGAAAGGUCAUCUAACUCAGUGACUUUGAAACUUUUGAGUUUUUAAACUGAGCACCUUUUUCCCCCCUUGCCUCUAAAUUAAAUCUUACGUGAAAUCCCAAGAAAUUGCUGAGAAGCUUUGGUUCACUUGGGCAGGGCCUGUGUCUGUGUGUGUUGACCCUUUCCCUCCUGCUCCUCUGCAUGGCUCCUGAGGCACAGCCAAGGAAUCCCAGGGCUUGUAGGCACAGGGUUUGGAUCUACCUGAUUGCUGCAAUCCAGUAUGAGAUUACCUUCAGACCAGUGUUUCCCAGACUAUUGUUUGUAGCUGUUCACAUGAAAUCAGUUAAGUGGCCAUGAACAGUGUUUACAAAAAUGAAAAGGAGAGAAAUAGUAAAUAAUAGCAAACAUAAUUAGAGUAAGUAUUCUUUUGUGAAACUUAGUUCCAUAUGCAUACAUAUUUGUAGGUAUACAUGCAUACGUAUAUUCUGACGUAAAAUAUAUUUCUUUAUUACUGUGGUACUGUGGGUCAUGGUUAAAGAAGUAAACCUGACUUAGAAAGUCACAGACAGCCUUAUCUGUCCCUGUCUUUAUACUCUCCAGAGGAGAUUCAAUAACCUGGGAAAGUGUUAUGAAAUAUCAUUUUUUGAAUUUCUUCAUAAAUUCUUUUUU